Melampsora larici-populina 98AG31 is the source of this 971-nucleotide messenger RNA. RefSeq lists its product as uncharacterized. NCBI's taxonomy places the organism in Eukaryota, Fungi, Basidiomycota, Pucciniomycetes, Pucciniales, Melampsoraceae. The record is from RefSeq and is a predicted model, not a curated record. Gene Ontology annotation, cellular component: cytosol. Bases 10 to 822 code for a protein of 270 amino acids. The transcript has 11 exons. Gene Ontology annotation, molecular function: oxidoreductase activity.
CCAUCAAAGAUGUCAAUCUUUAGAACUGAUCAACUCGAGAAUGCAACGGUUCUUGUAACAGGUGCAUCAGGAGGAAUCGGUGAAGCAACUGCCAUCUUAUUUGCACGUGCAGGAUCAAAUGUCAUCAUCACAGCACGUAGAGAAAGCAAAUUACAAGAAGUCAAAAGUUUAGCAGAAAAAGCAAAUCAAGAAGGAAACACUGGUAAAGGUGGAAAAGUGAUGGCUUUGACAUUAGAUAUGCAAGAUAAAAAAGCUAUUGAUGGGUUCUUAGAUAAACUUCCCAAAGAAUUUCAAAAGAUUGAUAUACUUGUCAAUAACGCUGGUUUAGUUUAUGGACGAGACUCAGUAGGAGACUUAAACUUUGAUGAAGUAGAAGUGAUGAUCAACACAAAUGUUCUUGGCUUAUUCCGACUUACCAACCUCUUGGUCAAAGGAAUGAAGGAGCGAGGUCGGGGGCAUAUUAUAAAUUUAGGUUCCGUAGCUGGUCGUGAAGCAUACGCAGGAGGUUCUAUCUACUGUGCAACUAAACAUGCAGUCAACGCCUUUUCAGGUGCUUUGAUGCGCGAAUUAGUCUCGACUCCUUUACGAGUGAGUGAGGUACAGCCCGGUAUGGUCGAGACUGAGUUCAGUGUGACCCGAUUUAGAGGUGAUCGUAAAGCGGCUGAUCAAGUCUAUGAAGGCUUGAAACCAUUAACGGCUCAAGAUAUCGCAGAAGAGAUCGUAUGGUGUGCAUCAAGACCUCCUCACGUCAAUAUUGCUGAAUUAUUUGUUUUACCAACGGCUCAAGCUAGUGCUGGAUUACAUCAUAAGAUGUCUAAAUGAGUUGAGAUGUUUAGGUAUGAGGUCUUGUUCUUUCGAUCAACCCGAAAAGUAGUGGAUGAGUUUAUAUAUCAUAGAUCUUAGGAGAUGUACUUAGAAGUUUAACUUUGUGGUUGGUUUAUUUAUGUUCAAGAAUGUACAAUUUGAACUAC